Molecule: messenger RNA, 4441 nt
Organism: Thelazia callipaeda (thelaziosis nematode)
Lineage: Eukaryota; Metazoa; Nematoda; Chromadorea; Rhabditida; Thelaziidae
Source: the annotation of a GenBank genome assembly
GAAUAAGUGAUUAUGAAUUUACAGGAUAAGUGAUUAUUGUCCAGGAUAUAUCGAUUGGACACCAAAACUCACAAUAAUUUUUUCGAAACUUUUACGAACAUUGAAUUUAAGUGUUCGCUACAAUAAGGUUGCAGUUGGAGAUGGAACAGGCAUGGCUUCAGAAAGUUCGGGAGCAGAAUGGCUAGUGUGGAUGUUAGGAGGAGAAAACGAAAGAAGACAGUUCAGAAUAUUUAGUGCUCAUCGUUGUUUCGAGCGACUGAUCAAGUGCGUGGAAUCAUUUUUGCAUCCAUUACACGAAGGUGUACACACGCCAACAUUGCAAUCAUUUUUGGAUGCACUUGUUAGUGAAAUGGUGCGACGUGUACGAACAGAACGCGUGCGUUCAAAGACUAUAAAUAAGGUACCACAAAAAAUGCGACUUACUGAUGAACAAAUAGAAUGGUUUGUAACCACAUUACUACCUUCGGUACUCUACUCAGUCUUUUCAACAACUGAAACAUCUGUCUCGAAUAUUAUGCGUAAUUUGGCUUUCCUGGCACCACAGCUAGUUCUUCCACGAUGUCUUGACCUAGUAUAUCCAUCAUUCUCCACAAUUACCAAACCUCAUCGAUUGAAACAAUCACUGGAAUGCAUUGUUGAGAUUUGUGUACCAUUAGUUCGUGAUUGUGGUACCUAUACUUAUCACACAUAUAAUGUCUGCAAACGGGAUUGGACUAGCAGUCCCGCUGAAAAUCCAAAAAAACAGAAGAACAUGUUUCUGCAGUCAUCCAUUGAAGACACGCAAUCUCGAAGGGAUCAACUUCGCAUACCGUUACGUGAGCAUGCAAUUUUUUUACUAGACGCGCUGAUUGACGCCGUUGAUAUUAAUGACAUUGAUAAGUUAUUACUUUCUUUACAAACAUUGGAAACAAUUUUUCAUCUAAUUCCAAUUGUUGACUGUUCACAAGCUGUGGAAAUGAAAGAAUAUUCAAAUUUGAACGAUGAAGAGAAGCGCCUCUGCAAAUUAACAGCAAGAUUUCCGAGUAUAGUGCAAAACUUUGUUAAUAAAGUAUUCAAAGUUAUAACACAGUUGUCUAGCUCUGCACCAAGUGAAUUCUCACCAUGUGUGGAUUCAAUAUGCGAUAAUUCUGAAAUAGUCAUGGCUGGGACAGAAGAAAUCGUCAUGAGUGCAAGCAUCCAAAGCGCCUUCCACGCACUAUUCUCUAAUUGCUCAUCCAAUUUUGUCGCACUCAUUGGUGAUCAAACGUAUACAUUUAUCACAACUUCACAAUUUGAAAAUGUCGUUGCUACUGAUGCUGCAUGCUCGUUGAUUGAAGAAUCCACUUAUGCUGAUCCAGUUCGUUACUUCCCUGUAUAUGUCAAAUUUCUUUUAGAAAAACAGAAGCAGUACAUGACAGAGGAUAAAAGGGCACUGAAAGAACUUGAUGCAACAACAAUGUGGUAUGCAUAUUUAUCGCAGACAAUUUUUUCUGUGUCAAGCGAUUUGUUAUUAAAAUAUAGAGAGGAGUGUAUUCAGAUGCAUAGAUAUUCUUUAUCAAUGAUCUGCUCUAAUGUUUAUCAGGGAGCAUGUUGGUCUUUGAAGCACCUAUUAACUCAACUUAUAGAAAUUUACCCUAUAUCAGAUGAUGAUAAACAAGCUGAUUUAGAUUUACCACUGAAUAUUUCGUUACCAAUAAGAAAAUGGGGGGCUAGCUGUGCCAAGGAUUCUAUUCGUAUCAAAUGGCACAUUCCUACUGAUGAAGAAUUGCAUUUUGCUGAACGGUUACUGAAAGAAUUUGCAUAUCCGGAAAUUAAAUUGCUUGCAACACCAAAUAAAAUGGACAAAUUUGCUAUAAAACGUUCAUUAUUUAUAAUUGAUAGCUUGCUAUCCUGUGUUGGAAAUCGUUUACCUGAUUUUGACACACAAGAAAUAAAACUGAGUGAAACUGUUGUAAAUAUAAAUCCAGUAUUUAUAUCAUCAAUGUCACCAAAUUUGAAAACAUUUUCUUUAAAUGGUGAAAAUAUUCGUGAAAAAGUACGUGCUACACUGCAUCAUUUGAUGGUAUUUCUGCUCAGUCAACCAGAAGAUGAAUCCAAAUCUCUUCUACUCAUCUCAUCAAUUUUGCAAACAUUAUGUACAGAAGGGUCUGUACCGCAAUUUCGAGCACGUAGAAAGAACGUAAGUAUCAAUUACCAUGAUCCGAUUCGAGGACGCCGUGCUGAACUUUAUGACUCUUUUGAGAGACGAGAUUUGUAUAUCAAAUAUCCCAAAUUUACCGAGUCUCAUUUUAAAAUCAUGAAAGACCUUAUACUACUUGGAACGAAUAUUUUUACUGUAGUUCGUGUUACUUCUCAAGCAGUUCUAAAUACUUUGAUAGCAAAGUUCCCAAAUUCAAAACGGUUAUUAGUAGACGACGUAUUGCGACAUCUGGAUCCUAAUCGAAAUAUUAACCACGAAGAAAUGAAAGGAGCUUUGUAUAUCCUUAACAAAUGUGGCUUUUUAAUUUCAAAUACAAUUACAAUCCGGUGCAAAUGCUGGCCAGCGAUUGCCAAGCUGCAAAUAUCAGAGAAACCAUCAAUAAUAUCAUUACUACAAUACUCUUUGGGUACUGUUUCUGUAAGACAGUGGACAAUAAAAAAUAACGUUGUGCGCAUUUUUGCAUAUGUACCUAAUAUAAAGUUCAAGUAUGCAUGUGGUGUCAGAUCAGAUAAUUUACAAAUCCUUUAUGAUGGAACCAAACUUCCAGUUAAUGAGAAAACAUGGAAUGAAACUAUCUUCAUCUCCAAACCUCAUUGGGGUGCUUAUCAAUGGCCAAAAUCAUUUGAAAAUUUUACGUCUACAUUACGUUUCCAGUUUAUGAAUACUGAAUUUUUCCGCUCUUCUUCAUACUUAUUUGAAUUCAGAAAAUUAAUGGUAUCUGCUCCAGCUAAUAAACAAACAGUAUUGCAAAGAUCAGUAUCAGAGUUGAAUGAAAUUGAGAGAUCAGUACUGGAAUAUAUUCAAGAUGAGCAGUUUCUUGUCUUCUGGCAUGCCAUUUUAUUGAAAGAAAAAGAAGACAGCACUGCAUUCCAUCCAAGCGAAUAUCGUUUUGUCAAAGUAUUCUAUCAUUAUGUUAUGUAUAUUUGUAAAUACAAAUUUUUUAAAUUUAAUGAUAGUUAUAUCAAACGACGUGCGCAAACCAAAGUUGCAGCAACAUAUUGUGCUGGUAUAAUUCGUGGUUCAAGAAACUGGCCUUUCAAGGAAUUACAAACAAUGUGGAAGUGGUUAAAACCCGUAAUAAUUUAUCAAAUAGAAGGUUUAACAACAGAUACCUUAACUUCUUGGGAAAUGGCAUUAAAAUUGUGCAUGAAGAUGACUGAUGUUCGGAAAUUGCAUUGGCUUGUAGAAACAAUCUUUGAAAUUGCAUCAAAACCAACACCAACAGCUUGGCACCGUUGUGUACGAAUGGGUAUUAUUUAUUACGUUUCGACAUGUUCUGCAUGGCGCACAACAGAAUUACUCAAUCGUGCAAUACAAAUAGCAAAUAACUUAAUUCCUCAAGCUUGGUUGGCUCCUGAACGUGAUGAGAUUGCCAAUAUGCUCACUUAUCCUGCUGUUUAUGGUUUUGCCAAUGGUGAUCAAAAUGAUAUACCAAAAAAUUUUAAACUUCCCAAACUAGAAGAAAUAAUAAAGAUGUUUAACUCUCAGGUUGAAGACUUGAUGAGACUUCGAAAAAAGCAACAAACCAAGAAAAGUAUAUUUAGUAGAAGAAAAUCAGUACCUUCAACUCAAUCGUCACGAUCAACAGCAAGCAAAUCUUCAAAAAGCUCGUUGCUUACUGCUUCAAGAACUACAAUACAAACUGUACUCAAAACAGACAGUAUUUUUGUACAAGGUCAAUUAUACAUCAAAACACUUAUGAGAUUUUUGAAUGCAUAUUUUCUUUCUUGCUUUACCGCUCUUUCGCCACCAAUUAUUGCGCUUUUUCCUUUAGUGACUCAUCUAGCUGACGAGGAAACCGCCAAUAACGACGAGGCAGAAGUAGUGAUGGAUGUUGAUCUCGUCGUUGGUUCUAGCAAUGUACUCUUUCAAGCUUGGUCAGGUAUCUAUCUGUGCGAUGAAAUUGCUGAACAAAUGCUUACUACUGUUGAAAAGAAGGAGCUAUUCGAAGAUACGAAUAAUAAAAUAUUACCUAAACGGCAUGGUGCUGUAUUAGCUUUAUCUGCAGUGAUUCGAGCUCAUCCUUUUACAAUUCCACCAAUAGUUUUUAAUAUGAUACCAAGGUACUGUCAGCUUGUGAAUCUUGUUGCAGUAAUAGUCAGUGAAUGCAAAAUGAAAUAUUUACAGAUGACAGUAACAGAAACAUUACGAUCAUUUUUGCGCACACACCACGAUGAAAUGGUAGAAAGUGGUGAAAAGUAUGUAAUUGAAAAACUACUCCUUCCCAUACAGAAUUUUAUCUCACCAAAUUACUAUGUAUAA